AUGGACUACAUUACAGAAAAGAAAGUGCGCCCUCUUUAUGAGGCAAUCGAUGACGGGCAAAAUAAGCAAGCCUUGCAACAUGCCAACAAGCUUCUCAAGAAGAAUCCCGAUUGGCCCCUUAUCAAGGCUUUGAAGGCUCUUGUAUAUGUGAGAACUGGCAAGGAGGAUGAAGCCCAGGGUCUUUGUCAACAAGUGAAGAAGACAGUUCCAACGGAUCAACCAACGCUACUUGCACUGACGAUGGCAUACCAAGAACUCGGUCAACACUCGGCCGUUGUGGAGCUUUAUGAGAAUGCAGCUAACCAACAGCCCACCAACGAAGAAUUCGGCAACAAAUGGUUCAUGGCUAUGGUGCGUAAUGGAGAUUACAAGGGUCAACAAGCAGCUGCUCUCAAGUUGCAUCGUACAUUCAAGCAAAACAAGUAUCUCUUUUGGGCCAUCAUGUCAUUGGCACUUCAGGGCAAAGACUCUGCACUUUCUUAUACGCUUGCAGAACGUAUGAUGGCCAAAGCACAAGAAGAAGGUCGAUUGGAGGAAGUGGAGCACUUGCGUCUAUACCUGCUUAUCUUGAUGGAUCAAAAGAAGCACACUGAAGCAUUGGCUUUGUUGGAUAGUCCGCUUGGUCAAAAGUCAAUGCGUGAUCCCGAGGUGCGCCAAAUCAAGGCUGAGCUCUUGCAGGCUAAUGAAAAGUGGGAUGAUGUCAUGACCGUGGCAGAACAAGCUUUGGAAAAGGAGAAUUCGGAUGAUUGGAUCAGCUGGUUGGCUUAUUUUGAUGCCAUGAACGCUAAAGGCACGGAUGAUUUGAGCAAGGCACAUGCUUUGGUGGACACGUUGAAAAAGAGCGCAUUGGAUGCACCCGUAUUGAAGCGUGGUCCCUUCCUUGCAGAGUUGGAAUUGGAUUAUCGGGCAAGCCAAGCACAAAAGGGAGGAGAUGAAAAGGCGGUCCUCGCAAAUGUUGUGUCUUAUUUUGAGCGUUUCGGUUCCAAAUCCUGCUGCUUUGAAGAUGUUCAGACUUACGUGGCGUUCUUGAGAGGCAACAAUGACAAGGCACUUGCGUUUAUCCAAUCACUUAAAGAUACGGUCAAGGAUUCCGACAAAAAGUCGGAUCAGAUCAAGAACGUUUUCAAGCACGUGAAUAUUCGCAAGCUUGAGCGAUUCCUCGGUUUACAAGAUAAUUUGACUUUGCAGCAAGGCAUCUCUCUCGUCAACGAUCUUUGGAAAUCCUAUCAAGAUGCACUUCCACUAGGUGAAGGAUUGGAGAAGACUGAGAGUCAGCAUGGUGAUGAUUUCGUUGUAUUGGCAAGUCACGUGCUUGUGGAUUUGUAUCAUCAACACAAGUUGCCAGAGCUCUUGAUGCAAGGCAUUGUAUUAUUGGAAAGCGCAUUACCCAAGAGCAUUUACAACUUCCAUAUCAAGUUGACGCUCGUUCGACUCUAUGAAAUACUAGGCGUGUACAACCGCCCCCUGCAGAUCUUCCGUACAAUGGACAUCAAGCAAAUCCAAUUCGACACCAUGACGCAUUACUUUACCGAUCGUUUCAACUCCUUGGGCUGUAAUGAUGAAGUCGAGGAUGUCUUGCUUGAAUCUUUGAUGAUUUACAAGAGCAACGAGGUGGAGACUCCAGAAAUGAUUGUCAAGGCAUACCAACAUGGAACAUUCUCAAAGAUUCAAGAAUUUAUCGAGUUCCGUUCAAGGCUUGAUGCUUCUCUUCAACAUGCUAUCACCAAUAUCGAACUUGCUCGUAUCGAUGCUGCCCGAUCCGCCUUCCAGAUCAAAUACGCAAUGCAAUAUUUCCAAGAUAUGGAUAUCACCAAGAUUAAAUGUGACGAUGCCUUCAUUAACAAGCAAUCGGACAACAGAGAUUUCAAAGUAUUUAUGAAUUGCAAUGCUGAGGACCGACCAAAGGCAGAGGAACUUUUCAAGCCUUUCAAGAGCACUGGAAAAACCUGGUUGCAACUCUUCUCAUAUGUGCUCAACGUAUUGAAAUCGGCAUGCAGCACCAAGGGUGGCCUUGAUAUUACUACGCUUGUAAACGACUUUGGAGCAUUUUUGGCGAAGGAUGGCAUUGACAAGGAAGUGACCAAUGAGGAAUGGGUGCUUGCCAAAUCCACGUUUGAGCUCGCUUCAGCGUUCGCUCUUGUGAAGGAUCCGAAUACUCGUAAGGAGAAUUCCAAAAAGAUCGCUGAGCAUAUGAAGAAUGCUGCCAAGUUGGUGGAAGAAAAAGUUGUGCCAACCGAGAGCUUUGAGGAAGCUACUAUUUCAUGGAAUGCAUUCCACCCAGUAUCUAUGGCCUUAGAGACCCUUAAUUAUACCGCAAUUCUCACCGAGACUAUUGGACGAUCGCUUGGAUUGACAAGUAAAGAGGCAAAGAGAAAGGCAGCUGAGUCGGCCAAUGCGGAUGAGCUGAUCUCGAGCACUCUACUUGUACAGUCGGCCAUCAAAGAUGCACUCUUGAAGACCCAAAAGGUUGUACAGAAUGGUAGUGAGCUCUUCAAGCCGCAGCUGCAAAAGAAGCUCUCUAAGCGUAUCACGACAUCAGAAGGCCAACUCGAACAUUUCAAUACAAAGGAGGGCCAAGCAAGCAUGAAUGAUAUGCUAAAGACGGUGACUACGAGCUGGAACUCUUCCAUUGGUCGUCUCGCUGAGGAAGUCAAUAGACGAGUACAAAAACUUCAAUGA
Molecule: messenger RNA, 2679 nt
Organism: Lichtheimia ornata
Lineage: Eukaryota; Fungi; Mucoromycota; Mucoromycetes; Mucorales; Lichtheimiaceae
Exons: 19
Coding region: 1-2679 (892 amino acids)
Biological process (GO): N-terminal peptidyl-methionine acetylation
Cellular component (GO): cytoplasm; NatB complex
Molecular function (GO): protein-N-terminal amino-acid acetyltransferase activity; protein binding
Source: RefSeq, a predicted model, not a curated record